Messenger RNA from Mytilus californianus (California mussel), 7231 nucleotides. RefSeq names its product trans-Golgi network integral membrane protein 2-like. Lineage: Eukaryota; Metazoa; Mollusca; Bivalvia; Mytilida; Mytilidae. The coding region runs from base 28 to 1350 and encodes 440 amino acids. The transcript is spliced from 4 exons. The record is from RefSeq and is a predicted model, not a curated record.
GUUAGACAAUCUUGUUGACACGACACGAUGGCGAUGCAGAAAAACAGGAACUUAUUCCAUUUAUCAUUGAUAUGGAUGUGUAUUUUUGUCUGUUUGCAAUGUUUGGUUGUAAAAAGUCUUCCAACAGGUAUCUCAACAACAGUCACAGUAAAGAGUACAAUCAAUCAUACUGUUCACAGCCAAACUGAAAAAGAUAGUGGUACACUGGUUGUAACUACUGCCCAGAAUGUAACACCUAACAGCACGAACAAUGUAUCUAGUCACAUCCUAAAUCCUCAUAAUAAAACAACAGUACAUACAUCAUUAGAUAAUAAGAUGUCUAAUGGACAAGCAAAUACUCAAAUACCAACUAUAACAACUACUGAUGUUAAUAAAACAUCUGAUUUACCAACUAGCAAGAAUCCCGAUGAAUCAACAAAUAAGAAUUUACCCCCCACCUCAGCAACUAGCAAGAAACCAAUGGGAUCAGGAGGUCAGAUUGAAACGCCAAGUACCAAAAAACCUGAUGAAACAGAAAGUCAGAGUGGACUAAACAAAUCAACAACUACCAAAAAUCCUGAUGAAACACAAGAUCAGAGUGGACAAGACAAAUCACCAACUACCCAAAAACCAGUUGAAACACAAGAUCAGAGUGGACGAAACAAAUCACUAACUACCAAAAAACCUGAUGAAACACAAGAUCAGAAUGGACUAAACAAAUCACUAACUACCCAAAAACCAGUUGAAACACAAGAUCAGAAUGGACUAAACAAAUCACUAACUACCCAAAAACCUGAUGAAACAAAAGAUCAGAGUGGAGUUAACAAAUCAACUACCCAAAAACCAGUUGAAACACAAGAUCAGAUUGGACUAAACAAAUCACCAACUACCCAAAAACCUGAUGAAACAAAAUAUCAGAGUGGAUUUAACAAAUCACCAACUACCCAAAAACCAGUUGAAACACAAGAUCAGAUUGGACUAAACAAAUCACCAACUACCAAGAAACCAACAGAAUCGGCAGAUGAGAAUGUACAGAAUAAUAUGUCUGGUAGCAAGAUAUCCCUGGACACCGGAGAAACCAAUGAUGGAAAGAAUGAUAAAAAUAAGAAGCCAAUGAAUUCAGGUACUCUCUAUGGAGAUGAUGAAGACUCAGGCGGACAUUUCAUGGCCUACUUUAUAACAUUUGUUGUGAUUUGUAUAGCAGGAUAUAUAAUAUAUCAUAACAAACAAAAGAUUCUGGCGUUUAUUUUGGAAGGUAAAAAGGAUGGGUCACGAAGAAGACCAAACAGUAAAGAAUAUAAAAGAUUAAAGACAGAUGAAGUUAUGCCAUCAUUAGAGAAAAAUACGUCUGAUAACAAAUAUAUAUACUGAUUUAAGUAAAGUAUAUGAAUAAUUAAAGACAUGCCAUGAAUUCAGAAAAUAAAAACAAAUAUAUAUAUAUACUGAUAAAACACUAGUGAUAAUAGUUUAAUAUUGCAAAACAUAUAUAUGUAGGACUCUGAACCGUGAUGGUACUCCGAACUGCGAUGGUCACGCUGAUGUGCAAUAGUUUAACGCUGAAGUGUGUUUAUGAUCACGCCGAAGUGCCAUGGUGGCAUUGUGAUGCUAUCUUGUUGAUAGCUACGCCGAAGUGCGAUGGUGGUUAUGCUGAAGUGCGAUGGAUUACAUAAAUCAUAUUUUCAAAGUUUUUCAUGUUCACAUGUCGAUGUAGAAGUCAAUUUGUUUGUAAAAGUAGCUUUUUGUUAUUGUUAAAAAUGUAAAAUAUCGAAAGUAUAACCUGUUUAAUUCAAAACAGUCAUGAUAAAAAGUCAUUGCAUUUUCAGUCCUCACUGUAAAGGCAUAGUGAAGAAGUCGUUCAUACAAUUGUUCAGAAAUUGAUUCUACAUGCAGAAGCUAUAUUAAACCAGUACAAAUUGCAAUGACUGAAAAAAUGUAGUAGUUGUUUGAGAUGCAAAUACUCUUUGGUAAGUCAGACAAAAUAAAUGAAAAAUUUAUACGCUGCUGUGAAUAAGAUUGAUCAUUGAGGUUUUUAACUACAACUGGAGAAAAUAUUGAACUUAUGAUACUAACUUAUAAAAAGAUAAAGCUCUCAUAUAUAAUUAUUGGACAUCUGUAAAUUUUAAACUAGCCAUCACACGUCUUAUAGACCAUUGCAGAUCAGCGAAAGGACCAUCGCACUUCGGCGCAGACCAUCGCACUUAAGCGUGACCAUCACACUUCAGUGUCCCCAUCGCAUCUCUGAGUCCUUCAUAUAUAUAUAUUGAUAAACACUUGUGGUAAUAGCUAUUGCAAAACAUAUAUAUAUAUAUACUGAUAAAGACUUGCGAUAAUAGUUAUUGCAAAACAUUUACUGAACAUUUAAUUUAAUGGUGAAAUGGAAAUUUGUCAGGUUUGUUUUUCAUAUAAUUACACCUUAUAUAAGAAUGCCGGAUUUUGAUUGGUUGUUAGCCAGUGUAUUUUUUGCAUAUUCUAACAUUUUUUUUCUCAAUUAAAACGAAUUUGUCUGUUUUUCACCACUGCCGGUGAAUUUGCCUCAAAUUCCCCUCUCUGCCGUGGUAUUUGCCAUUUUGGAUAUUCCUUUUUUUACCCUCGCGAGCCAGUUCCCUCCAAAAUUAUUCGGAACCUUUCUCACUUUAUCCUGACAACAUGGUUAAGCACUAUUGAUUGAGUUAAACCGAAAACUGUCAGAAAUAUACAUAUUAAAAGGGGGAAAAAGUUCUAUACAAAUGAACGAUUUAAUGAUGGAAUAACAAUGAUGUUUACACAUAUAGAUACCAUGACAUUACAAAAAGACAGCACUAACGCGUAUCAGUACAUGUAUAAUUCCCGCGGUACUACGAUUUCCCUUCACAUGUACAGACAGUUUCAAUCAAAAUCUAUUCGGUGUAAUUAAACAGAUAUAUUAUGUUAUGGAGGGGUAUUUGUGAAAAAUACCAGUCUUGGGCCCAAAUUUCCAACGCCUAGCAGCGUGGGAAAUUUCACCGUCCCUUGACUGGUAUUUUUGGCAAAUACCCCUCCAUAACAUAAUAUAUCUGUUCAAAAGCAAAUAUGAAAAAUAUAGCAUCCAUUAAAAAGAGGAGGUAUGAUAAGGGAAAUAAGUUAAAAGUAAAUUUUGUUGUCAUAAAUUAGAUUUUGGGACAAUUUGAUAAUCACGACAGCUAAAAUUGAAUGAUGUUUCAAAAACAUUAAUUUUUUGUGUAACCCAUUUUUCAGUAAAAUAUUUCUUUUUGGCAAAAAUGUUGUUUAUAUCUUCUCAUUAAUGGGAAGUUUACAUUAACAGGCACAUUAGUCAUCUUUUUAAUUUGCCAUAAAUGCAUAUAGUUUGAAGGCAAUUAUUAAUUAUAUGUAAAAUACAACUUAAAUGUAUUACUGAUGUCUGUUAACAUUUGAAGAAUUUGUUUUAAGUUAAAUGAAUAGUUUCUCAUUUAAGGCACCUUGUCAUACCUUUUCAAUCAUUUUUACAUGUGGACUAUUUAGCUUUAGGAAGAAGAUUAUCAAGAUAACUGACAGUUUAUUCAUUAAUAUUUGCUAAUUUCUUCAGUGUAAUAUUGUCACUGUAAAAUGAGUAAUGUAAUGUACAAAUUAUAACAGAAAAAAAUAGAACGAGUUAUCUGUCUUUAAGUGAAGUAAUUUGAGUGUUAAAACAUUCCAGAGUUUUCAGUAUAACUUGUAAAACAGUGAUGACAGUCUGUGAGUUUUAUUACCAUUAUUAUGUUACCUUGGUCUCUUCAUUCACCAAAGUAUUUGUUUCAUUAUCAUAUGUUACCUGGAUCUUUCACCUGAAACAUUGAGAUGUUGUCUAAUUUUGAUGUUGGUGAUAGUUUCGAUGGAUGAAUCCACUAUAUGUCUGAUGAAUUGUCAUAUUGUAUAUUUAAUAGUGGGUAAAGUUAAUACAAGGUCAAAGGUAAUGCUGUAGAUAUCAGUUGGAAAUAUCUGUACAAUCAAUGCAUUUAGCAAUAUUUUUUCAGUAUGUUUAUUUAUUACAUGCAUAUAUAGAAAUAGAUUAGUUUUGACCUAUUGUUCAUUAAUGAAGUGUGUAAUUAAAGUGUUCAUAAAUAUUAGCUGUGUUCUUUGAAUUAUAUUAUUUAUUAAAUUAGAAAUAACGCAAAAAGAUUCUGAAUAGUUUAAUUGAUAAAAGUUAAACUAUAUGAAUAUUUCCAUUGGUUUUGAUUUGAGAUUUGGAAAUUGACUGCUUUACAAACAUAUACACAUAUCAGGUUGAUUGAACCUUAACUUCUGUCAAAGAGGGAAAUUUUUGAAGUAAACAAUAAAUGUGUGGCUGGACUCAAGUAAAGAAACUUCUAUAUCUUUAAGUAUUCUCCAAUUACAAGAUUAACAUGUCCCAAACUCUGUGUAAAAAUGAUCGGAGACAUUUUAUUCUAAUAAUAUUUAUGAUUUGGAAAGUAAUUAAGAUGUAAUACAAACAUUGACUCUUGUUUGUUUAGUAUUUCUUUCAUUUUGUAAUUUUGCAUUGUUGUAAGCUUUACUGACUUAUACAAUCUAGAAAAAGUUGGGAGAAUGUAGAAUACAACUGUUUCAGUAGGACAUAUUUUUGAAGACAAUAAGCUGUUUUGUUAUGUUUACUGGUCAGACUUUAUUGAUGUCUGAUCUACCAGACCCUGUAUAUGUUAUACUAUGUCUGUUGGUCAGACUUUAUUGAUGUCUGAUCUACCAGACCCUGUAUAUGUUAUACUAUGUCUGUUGGUCAGACUUUAUUGAUGUCUGAUCUACCAGACCCUGUAUAUGUUAUACUAUGUCUGUUGGUCAGACUUUAUUGAUGUCUGAUCUACCAGACCCUGUAUAUGUUAUACUAUGUCUGUUGGUCAGACUUUGUUUAUACACCAUUCUUGUUGUUGUUUUCCUUAUUGUUCUGAGUAUAGUGACACAAACUUAUAAAAUAAUUGACAAGAUUUUUUAUGCUAGUUUGGGUUUUAUAAAAAAUCACUUUUUAUUUAGAAAUAACAGAAGGGCUACUUUAUGCUAUAAACAUAUUUUGUUGUGGUAGAGUGAUGAAUCGUUGCAUAUAUAGCAUUAGGAAAUAUCAUACAUUAGCUUUAUGAUAAAGAUAUCAUUGUUACCACUGUAAGUUGGAACUACACUUUUUGAUUGUGCCCUAUGUAUUUGAGUUAAGUAGAUAUAGUUGAUAGAUAGUAGAUAAGUUGGAUAUUUGACAAUUGAGGCCAGAGUAUUUCAAUACAUAAGUAGACUUUGGAUGUGGGUGUUUUGUGAUUGUGCCCUGAGUAUUUCAAUACAUAAGUAGAUUUUGGAUGUGGGUAUUUUGUGAUUGUGCCCUGAGUAUUUUAAAACGUACGUAGAUUUUGGAUGUGGGUAUUUUUUGAUUGUGCCCUGAGUAUUUUAAAACGUAAGUAGAUUUUGGAUGUGGGUGUUUUGUGAUUGUGCCCUGAGUAUUUCAAUACAUAAGUAGAUUUUGGAUGUGGGUGUUUUGUGAUUGUGCCCUGAGUAUUUCAAUACAUAAGUAGAUUUUGGAUGUGGGUAUUUUGUGAUUGUGUCCUGAGUAUUUUAAAACGUAAGUAGAUUUUGGAUGUGGGUAUUUUUUGAUUGUAUAGAAAUCAUUUCUACAAAUUUAUUCCAUUAUCAGUAACAGAACUAUGGUGUUAAAUCAGAGAUAUUAUAUCAUACAAAAUCAUAUUCUAUUGUUACUGACCUGUGAUAAAUGUUAAGCUACUAAAUGUUAAUGCUUAUUUUUUGUUGUGAAUGUACAUACACAUGAAAAAGUUUAAUAAAUAUUUUUUUGUAUAAAAGUUGUUUUUUUCAAUUUCUGUAAUGUGAAUUAAGUCUUUAUGCUGUAUGAUUUCACUUUGUGUAAUGUGAAUAAGUCUUUAUGGUGUAUGAUUUCACUUUGUGUAAUGUGAAUAAGUCUUUAUGGUGUAUGAUUUCACUUUGUGUAAUGUGAAUAAGUCUUUAUGGUGUAUGAUUUCACUUUGUGUAAUGUGAAUAAGUCUUUAUGCUGUAUGAUUUCACUUUGUGUAAUGUGAAUAAGUCUUUAUGCUGUAUGAGAGUUAGUGCAACUUUAUAUAUGAAGUGAAAAUUGUGUGCAAGUGUGUGGCUCAACACUUCUGAAGUGACAGGAGCCAACUUGGACCCUGUAUUAAAUAUUUCAGGCUGGUAUAAUUUUGUUAUGUUGUUACAGAAAUAUAAUUCUUUUGCCAUUAUUUUUUCUAAUAAUCAUCAAAUUUGUUAUACUUGUACAGUUUUUUUUUAGCAAUGAAUAGUUAGAUAAAAUAUAAACUGGUUUAUAUCAUCAAUUUUUAGAAGUUAUAGGUGUUAAAGGGGCCACUAAUAGGAAGUGAAAACAAUACAUGAAUCAGUGUCAUUUGUACAGCUUUAAAAAAAAAACAAGGAAAAAUAUUGCAAUCAGGUUGUUGUAUGAUAUUUUGUUUAAUUUACAAAUUUGUCCAAGACAUCCUUUAACCUAGAUUUAUUUUACUUUGCAUCUUAGAGUGUGCAUACGGAUCAUUUCCAGCAAUUUUCAGCCACAUUUGAUUUUCAGAUUUUAAUAUUUACAAAUUCCACAUUUUUAACAAAAAUUGGAAAUUUACACUUUGAAUAGCAAACUUAAACCAUAGUGAACCCCUAUAGCAAAGGUUAUAAAAAAUCCAAGUAAGUUAACAAUUUUCCCAUAGUGAACCCCUAUAGCAAAGGUUAUAAAAAAUCCAAGUAAGUUAACAAUUUUCCCAUAGUGAACCCCUAUAGCAAAGGUUAUAAAAAAUCCAAGUAAGUUAACAAUUUUCCCAUGCAAUUGAUCCAUUGUGAGCACAUUUGGUUAAAAUUUGUGAGUUUUGAUUUUGGUUUUGACCCUAAUGGUAUCAAUCUUACGAUUCUAAGCUGAAAAGAUACGAUAGGUAAAAACUGUUAAAGCAACAUAUCUACAAAUAUUGGAGGAAUGCACUGAAAGAACAUUUUGGUAUUGUUUUUGAAAAGGCCCAAAGGGGUCUUUGAAUAUGAUGUGUUGUUUUUUCUAUAAUCAGUAUAGGUAUAAAAUUAAAUUUCAGUGCAUCCCUAGCAAUAUUUCUUUAUUUCAUAAAAAUUUGGAGAAGACUGGAAGUUAUGAUUGAAUGAUUUUUAUGCAGACUGUAUGAGUGAGAUUUGUUUAACAAAGUAUUUAUAUGUUGCUUGCUAUAUUUUAUACAAUAAAAGUGUUACUGUAUAGUUUAUUGGUUGCUAAUUUAAUAGUAACCUGAGGGAAUGCUAUGUAAUAAUGUCUUGAAUUAAAUUUUAUUUACUUUUACAA